This is a messenger RNA of Portunus trituberculatus (swimming crab), 2608 nucleotides long. Its product is annotated as RNA-binding protein 25-like. The transcript has a single exon. The record is from RefSeq and is a predicted model, not a curated record. Bases 85 to 1836 code for a protein of 583 amino acids. Lineage: Eukaryota; Metazoa; Arthropoda; Malacostraca; Decapoda; Portunidae.
CACCAUGCCUCGCCCUCACCCAAGUCUCCUCAGCCCGCCACACCCCGCGCGUCCUCCCUCCCCACCAUACAGCCCACACCGCCCAUGAAACCCACGCAGCCACUCAAAGACACAGCGCUGCCCUCUCCGCCGUCCCACGACACAGCGCAGCCCUCACGACUCCUCCCCACAGCGACACAGCCACCGCCAGAACCCUUCCGUGACGAAGCACAGCCACCAGCGCAGCCACAAGCCGCAACACAAGUCACUGAGCCUCCAGCACACACUGUAUUGUCAUCACCGACACUUGAGGACACGACACAUCCCCCUCCUACCCCCUUCAAGGACACCAAACACUCCCCUCCUACCGCGCAGCCCCCCCAGCCCUUCAGGGACGCCUCACCACCACCUCAAGUCGCGGCGCCCCCUCAGGACACUCAAGUGGAAACAUUGAAGCCUGCAGCCGAGGAGACGAGGGUUCCCGAGCCUCGCCAGCCUCCCAAAGAGACCUUGAUCAAUGGCUGGGGAGAGGGGGAGGCGGAGGGAGAGGCAGACAGGGAGAAUGAAAAGGAGAAGCUGGAGAAAGAGAAGGAGAGGGAGCGAGAGAAAGAGCAGAAAGGGGAGCGGGAGGCAGAAAAGGCGGAACACGGGGAGCAGCAGCAGCAGCAGCAGAAACACUCGUGUCGGGACAGCGCGUCGAGUCUGGAGGGCCUGGACCGUCCCACCAGUGAGGAGUUGAGCCUCGACGGCCUCAUGAGCCAGGACGAGGCCGAGAAGGCGCCUAAGGCCAGCAAAGUGUCGCGCUUCGUGAGAAUGUUCAACCGGCGCGAGGUUAGUCAGACGGAGGCCAGCUUGGAGCGUGCCUCGGGCCGAAAGACUCCCAUCCGUGUGUGGGCCAUGUGUCUGCAGGCACAGAGCCCCAACAAGGACGACGACGACGAUGAUCUCGAGUCCUCCAGCGAGGUGAUCAAGAGCGAGCCUCACCUGGACCAGUGCCCCUCGGGGUCGCACAAGGGCGCGGCACCUCCCUGGGGUGACACAUCCAGCCUGGGGGACGUUCACACGCGCCACUCCCUGGACAGCAUGGCGGGUGACGUGGAGGACAAGCGGCGCUCCCUCAACAUCGAGGUGGAGAACAGGAGCCUCAUCAGGAGCAGUGGCGGCCGCCGCUCCUUCGACAAGCCGCAGAGCCGCGCCCGCCUCACCACCAAGCGCUCCAACACGCUGGAGGACAUGGACGACUCGCGCCACGCCGUCUCCAGGUCAUCCAAAACUCUGCCAGCCAAGCCUACUUCUGCCGCCGCAGCGGGGCGGGAGGCGGCUCCCAACACCAGCCCCUUUUAUCGCAGGUUCUACAGCCACUGUAUGAUUCUCCCCGCCAAGAGGCGCAAGCGUGCCAAGAAUAAGAACCGCGACAACAUGGAGGACAGCAGCUCGCAGGGCAAGGAAGAGCCGGGCUUAGCGGGUGGCGGCACCGUGGCACAAAGAGAUAAUGACGCUGGAACUGGCGGAGAAAAGGAAGAGAGUGAAGAGGCGGGCAAGGCUGGCGAGGGUGAGGGCCAGGCAGUGUCUCCUCUAGCGGACUUUGAGGAUGACUUUGACGACUCCCCGAAAAGACUGCCGGUGAUGGACGGCUUCCUGGCGGAGAUCAUGGAGAGUGUCACGCUCAUAGAAAAGGAAAUGACGGAGGACGAGGCUGAGAAUGAUGACGAGGGGUCAGGCGGGGAGGCAGCGGCCCAAGACAACACAGAUGAGGAUGAGGAAGAGCAAGAGAGGAGGAGCAGCCUGGAACUCCUGUCUGAUGGCAAAUCCAGGGUCACCUCCCUCAUAUCGAGAUUCGAACAGUGUGGCUCGUAGUGCUAAAGCAACCACCACCACCACCACCACCACCACCCUCCCGUGGUGUACGUAACGCUGGUUUGUGUUGACUACUAUUCUACUCCAGGCGAUGUAGUCUUGGUGGAAACGUUUGGGAUUCCUCGGCAGCUUACUGGUGUGACUGGAACGUUUUCAGGGUAUUUGUGGACUUGUAGAUAUAAUAAUGGAAACGUUUGAGUGUUCCUGGUGGCUCAAGUGAAAACGUUGGUGAAUUUCUGGUGAUGUACAUGAAAACGUUCGUGAAUUUCAGCUGGUCUAUGUGAAACGUUCGCGACUUUCUGGUGGCUUAUGUGAAAACAUGUGAGGGUAUCUGGUGGCUUAGAAUGAAAACAUUUAUGACUUUCCGAUAGCUUAAGUGAAAACGUUUGAGGGUUUCUGUGGCUUUCACUGAAAACGUUUAAUAAUUUCCGAUGACUACUUGAAAACGUUUUUUUAGGGUAUUCGUGAAGCUUAUUUGCAUCUGUUAAACGUUCGGGGGUAUAUGGGGUGCUUGAUAGCGUCAGUGAAAACGUUUACGGGAAGGCGUGAACACGUGGUUGAAAACGUUUCGGAAGAUGAUUCAAGAUCAACUAAAGCCUUCGAAUUGAAUGAGUGUCUGGAAUGAAGCUCAGUAAAGAGCCUUGGAUUGAAUGAAUGAAUGAAGAUCCUGAGUUGAAUGAGAGUCUUCAAUUGUCAUUUAUUAAUCUUGUAUGGAAUGAAAAGCAAGUUGUAAAGGAAAGGUUAGAACGCUUUUAAGUUUAGUGACUGGAAA